This is a messenger RNA of Exophiala viscosa, 1695 nucleotides long. RefSeq lists its product as uncharacterized. Bases 55 to 1611 code for a protein of 518 amino acids. Gene Ontology annotation, molecular function: zinc ion binding; DNA-binding transcription factor activity, RNA polymerase II-specific. Gene Ontology annotation, biological process: regulation of DNA-templated transcription. The transcript has 2 exons. The record is from RefSeq and is a predicted model, not a curated record. NCBI's taxonomy places the organism in Eukaryota, Fungi, Ascomycota, Eurotiomycetes, Chaetothyriales, Herpotrichiellaceae.
UGUUUAUAUAUCAUUCAAUUAUCUCCAGUAGUCAAGAAGACUCCCUGAUAUCCGAUGGAUCCAAUCAGGAGAAAGCGUGCCUUUCUACCCAAAGUCAAGACGGGUUGUCGAACUUGCAAGAUUCGAAAGGUUAAGUGUGACGAGGCCAAACCCGAGUGCAAUCGGUGUUUGUCCACUGGCCGAAAAUGCGAUGGCUACGAGCCAGCGUCAAGGACACCUUCUCCAGGCAGUAGCAGCAGUUUGCAGACACAACCGGACAUGUUCACGUCACAAGCGGAAAGGCGAAGUUUUGACUUCUUCCAGGCACGGGCAUGUCAAGCUUUAGGCGGCUACUUUCACCUGCAGUUCUGGUCGAGAGAGGUGAUGCAAUCGGCCGUGCAUUAUCCUCCAAUUCGACACCUCGUCGUCGCCCUUGGAGCCGCUUAUGAGGGCUUUGAAGGCGAACAUUCCAAGUUCCCAGGCUCUGGGGAGCCAGCCGCCAGUAAACACCUCGCGCUGCAGCAAGCGAACCAGUCUAUUCGGCUGAUGAACGACUUGUUCCAAUCCGCAUCCACCAGUGGUCCGUCGCUGGAGAGCACUAGCUCUAUCUUGACGGCGUCAAUACUGUUCACGUAUAUCGCCAGCCUCCAAGGACAUCUCGCCCAAGCCAUCGAGCAUGUCCGCGCCGGCCUCAGAGUUCUACAAGAUUUCGAAACCUCCCUGUCGGAGCAAGGCAGCUCACCAUCGACUUACCCUGUCCCCCUCCACCAGCUCCGUUCUAUCCUGAUCUCCGUGUAUGGACAAGUACGAUGCAUUAUCAACGACGAGGCACUGACGAAGUGGAAACGGGAUCACUUAGUAUCGGAGCUGGAACCUGUGACAUUGUUCGCUUCGAACCUGGAAGCACAUGACUACGUCGAACGCCUCCAUCACAACAUGCUCGCUUAUCUGCAAGCCGUUGAUUUCUAUCCUGCGACAACACCUGCAGAGCACGCUGCAUACGACAGACGACGGCAUGAUCUGUUUCGCGCACUAGGGCAAGGUCGGGAGGCCCUGGAACUACUACAUACAGUGUCACCCGAGCGCCAGCGGCAGGAGAGCGGCAUCACAGUGCUACGAAUAUACCUUACUUUGGUGGAGAUGCGAUUGAGUCUACAUGCGCUGCGUCCAGACGAGCGGGAAGCCGCAUUCGACCACCUGGAACCUUACCUGGAGCGAAUCCUGGAGGACUGUGAGGCCGUCGUCGAAGCUGACAAAGCUAAGCACACACAUACUUCGUGUUAUUCUGGCCUAGGAAUCGUACUGCCCCUGCAUACGGUGGCUGCUCGAUGCCGCAACCCUAAAGUCCGACGGAAAGCCCUGGACUUGCUGCUCAAUGGCGCGCGACGCGAAUGUCUUUGGGACGCUGGUAUGACUGCGAAUAUCACACAGAAGACACUGGACAUUGAAGAGGAGGGCGCCGAUGAAGGAAUGGAUAUCUCGUCUGACCGGCCCAAACGUAUUCCUGGCGAGAAAAGAGUCGAGGAGGUCAAAGUCGAAUUCCAAGACGACAGAAAAGCGCGUCUACGUUUUGUCACGGUUGAGAGCCGGAAAAGGAACGAAGUGGGCAUACAACAAAUUGUGGAGUGGUAACGAAAAGAAUCGUGAAAUUUGAUGACACUGCACAAGCCGGUAAUGUACGGCAUGCAAAUUGCAUGGACUUUCCUACGUGCUGAG